AUGAAUUUGAUAUCUACCGGCAAACUCGAUGAUGAAGGGUUUUGUAACACUUUUCGAGACGGAAAGUGGAAACUCACGAAAGGAUCCUUGAUUGUGGCGAGAGGGCAGAAGUAUACUUCAUUGUACGUGAUGAACGUGAAGAUUACAGAUCCUAUGAUCAAUGCGGUAGAUGAUGAACGCAUUGUGGAACUUUGGCACAACCGACUUAGCCACAUAAGUGAGAAGGGCUUGACAGUGUUAGCCAAGAAGAAUCUCUUCCUAGGUGUGAGAACAGGAAGACUUUGCCGAAAGAGAAGCUUGAAGUAUGUCGGCGAAGAGCGGGCUUGUUGGAGCCCACCACUUGAUCCGGAAGGGGAGUUUGUUGAGUCCGACCCGAUUAUGGUGGGCUUGGACUAA
Molecule: messenger RNA, 396 nt
Organism: Striga hermonthica
Lineage: Eukaryota; Viridiplantae; Streptophyta; Magnoliopsida; Lamiales; Orobanchaceae
Source: the annotation of a GenBank genome assembly